AGAAGGCCUUUCGUCCCUUACAUUUUCUGGAUUACGCUUCUUAAACGAGGCUUGUGAGCAACAACAUUUGCUUCACGACCCGUUAGACUUUGUUAUUUGGAAGUUUAAAUCAACAAAAAAUUAAUUGCUAAGUUAAUCAAAUUCUCGAAGAUAUUUGAAUACCAGGGCUAUCAAAGGAGAGUCAUAUAGUAGCGAAAACACCACUGAAAAAAGGCAACCGUCCAUAUUGUAAAAUCAUCUCAGCGCUUUAUUUCGUAAUUGCAUUUCUAAGUUACGCAAGGUAUUCUUAAUUUAUUAAAGUCAAAACGCUAUCAAAAUGAACGCACAAGGAGUCUCAAACUAUCCUAUUGCCUCGCUGUAUGUUGGAGAUUUGAAUCCUGACGUUACAGAAGCUAUGCUUUUCGAGAAAUUCUCAACAGCUGGGCCUAUUUUGUCCAUACGUGUGUGUCGUGAUGCGAUCACCAGACGCUCUCUUGGCUACGCCUACGUAAAUUUUCAGCAGGCUGCAGACGCUGAGAGAGCACUUGACACUAUGAACUUUGAUGCCAUGUGUUUUUUUUUUGUUUUUUUUUUUAAUAAAGCUGAGAGAGCACUUGACACUAUGAACUUUGAUGCCAUCAAAGGCCGCCCUAUUCGUAUUAUGUGGUCUCAGCGUGAUCCAACUUUGCGUCGUACUGGCAUGGGUAACGUCUUCAUUAAAAACUUGGACAAAUCAAUUGAUAACAAAGCUCUCUAUGAUACAUUUUCGGCUUUCGGUAACAUCUUGUCCUGUAAGAUACAAUGCGAUGAAAACAACGAAUCUAAAGGCUACGGCUUCGUUCAUUUUGAGACCGAAGAUGCUGCCUCUAAAGCCAUCAGUAAAGUGAAUGGCAUGUUGCUCAAUGGAAAAAAAGUGUAUGUAGGUCAUUGGAUUCCUCGCAAAGCCCGGGAUGCUGACAUGGGAGAUAAAAUGAAGAGCUACACAAAUGUUUUUAUAAAAAACUUGAGUGAAGAUGUAUCAGAUGACCAGCUGAUGGAUAUGUUCUCCAAAUAUGGCAAGAUUGUUAGUGCCAAAGUAAUGCGAGAUGAUGGUUCUAAAAGCCGUGGCUUUGGUUUUGUGAGCUUUGAGGACCACGAAGCAGCAUCACAGGCCACUCAGCAGCUGAACAAUGUUGAUGUGGACGGUCGUACUUUGUAUGUUGGGCGUGCACAGAAGAAAGCAGAACGUCAAGCUGAGCUUAAACAGAAAUAUGAACGACUGAAAGCAGAGAGAAUCAAUCGCUUCCAGGGUGUUAACCUAUACCUAAAGAACCUUGAUGAUGAAAUUGAUGACAAGCGGUUGCAGAAAGAAUUUGAAAAGUUUGGUACUAUUACAAGUGCAAAGGUUAUGAGUGAUGAAAAGGGAAUCUCAAGAGGAUUUGGGUUUGUGUGCUUUUCUUCCCCUGAAGAAGCAACUAAGGCUGUUACUGAGAUGAAUGGAAGAAUCAUUGCUACUAAACCUCUGUAUGUAGCACUAGCACAGCGGAAAGAAGAUCGUAAGGCACAGCUGGCUGCCCAACACAUGCAACGUAUUGCAGGGAUUAGAGUUCCCGGGAAUGCACAACAGAUAAAUCAGGUGUUUAACCCAGGGUUUGGGUACUUUACUCAAGCCGUUCAGCCCCCACAAGCACGAUUAUACCCAGCAGGGCAGAUGACACAAAUCAGAAACCCAAGGUGGACUGGUGCUAACCAACCAAGACCAGCUGGUCAACAAAGUGCAGGCUUCCAGCCCAUGCCAAAUACGCGUCCGUUUGCCCCGAGAGGAGGCAACCCAGCUAUCCGCACUGCCAAUCCUGCAAGAGUCCCUAUUCCCCAGCAGCACCAGCAGCGUGUGACAGGGGUGAUCCCUCAGUCUGCUAUCCGUGUUCCUGCCGCUCAAGGAAUUCCAACUGUACCAGCUCAACAACGCCAAGUGAAGUAUGCUAAUGCUGUGCGCAAUCAGACUGUUGCUGGUCAGUCUGCUGGAAUUCCUGUGGAUGUUACACCACAACAAGCUGUCCAAGUUCCCGGACAGGACCCAUUGACCCCAUCCAGCCUGGCACAGGCUACCCCCCAGGAGCAGAAGCAGAUGUUGGGUGAGCGUUUAUACCAUAUCAUUCAACCUAGCCAUGGUGACCUAGCUGGUAAAAUCACUGGAAUGUUGUUGGAGAUUGACAACGCUGAGUUGCUUCACAUGUUGGAAUCCCGUGACUCGUUGAGCGCAAAGGUUGACGAGGCUGUGAUUGUGUUGAAGGCUCACCAAGCUAAGGAAUCUGGUAAUAAACCUGCUGUGGCCGCCACUGCGCAGUAACUUCACCAGUUGGCUAACAAAGAAAAAAAUAUACCCGAGUGUUGCUUACUAUACGACUCUCCUUUGUUAUAAAUUGAAGAAAAAAAAUCAGACAUUUAAAAAAAAAAAUGGUAAAAGCAAUUCAUGAAAAAAAAAAAUGGUAAAAUAUGACAAAAACUGCCAAGUAACAAAACAAAGAAGCUAUAAAUAAAUAAGUUAUAUAAAUAUGAAAGAAAAUGGGACACAACAAAAAAAAAAGAAAAAUAGAAAAUUGACACUGGUUCUGUAUUUUGAAUAAAUACUGAUCAGAUGCCUAUGUAAGAAUAACGGAACUACUGAUGACUACCUAGAUGCUGGCCUUAACUAGUAAAGUCCUUAAAGACAUGAUACAAGAUAUCAAAUCAAUACAUACAAAAAAACUAAAAAAUCUAUAAAAAUAGCAAAAUCUAUUUUAAAAAAUUUAAAAAAAUAUUGACUUCUGUAAACUGAGCAGGAAAAGCAGGUAUGUGCAACCUUGUCCAAUUUUUGACAAGAGAUUUUUUUCUACAUUAAUAGCCAAAAAAUGAAACACAUUAUUAGUAAAACUUAAGAUAGCAGGUAUUGAACUAAAGUAAUCUAGCCCAUCUUCUCUAUACAGUAUAUAUAGUACGGUUGUUGCUAUUUUUUUCCAUGAACUCUUCACUUGAUACCAAUAUGCUCAUUUCAUUAUGGAAUAUUGUGAUUACUGUAUACAAUAGAUAGCACAAAUUGAUGUUUAAUAUUAUGUUGCAAAUGUUUAUUUAAAAUCUCACAAUGUAACACUUACUAACUUUAACUUUGUUAUCUCAAUAACAGUAUCUGUAUUGUUGGUCUUCACUCGUGCUUUUCUUUAUUUUGUAUUGUAUUAUGCAGUCCUUGUAUUGAAGUUUGGGUAAGAUACGUUUACAAUACAAUAAAGCAAAAAUAGUAAUCUUCA
Molecule: messenger RNA, 3242 nt
Organism: Anneissia japonica
Lineage: Eukaryota; Metazoa; Echinodermata; Crinoidea; Comatulida; Comatulidae
Product: polyadenylate-binding protein 4-like
Exons: 11
Coding region: 317-2308 (663 amino acids)
Cellular component (GO): cytosol
Molecular function (GO): mRNA binding
Source: RefSeq, a predicted model, not a curated record